GCCAGUCCCUGUGGCAGGAGCCCCGCAGGCCAUUGUGUCACACUUGGCCGCCAGGGGUUUUUUCCAGGUUUCUCCCCCGCAGGUGCCCUCAACACCAGACUGUGCCAUGGCGGGGGGAUGCUUCGGCCUGUGCCGGCUGCUCCGGAGGAACAGGAAGAACAGGAGAGGCCCUGGAGCUGGCCCAGCACAGGAAGCAGAGGAGGAGGUGCAGCACUUCCAGCCACUGCAGCAGGAUCCAGGCCGGGACCGCCCAGAAGAGCAGGACCGCGCCCGUGGCCGCAUGCGCAGGGCAGUUCAGAGGUUGCUGAAAUUCAUGGGACUUCGGCGCAGAACAGCCACGACCGCACCGCCCGAGCUCACGGCACAGCCUGACACCAGCGCAGCCGAGCUCGAGGUGGAGCCAGAUGUCAGCAUUGCACGGAGUGACUGUGCAGCCAGCACUGACACUGAUUGUGCAGUGCUGAUUGUGCACGGCAUUGACACGGCACCAACGGAUGUCGGGGCCAAGGCUGAUGCCACAACUGAGAGCAUCGCAGACACCGACUGCCUGCCCAUGGACAGUGUGACUGAUGCUCCCAGUCUGGACAUUUUGGAGGAGAAAACUGUCUCCAAUGUGAAUGAAGUGCCGACCAGUGUCAGCCCCAUCCACCAGUGGCUCACGUGCCAGGAGUCUCCAGAGGUCAGGCCGCCCAUUGCCAUCCGCAGACUGGCCCACGCACACCCUGGGCACGUGGUGACGACUCUCCUGCACUGUGCCCCAGCGUGCGACAGAGCUGCUGCAAUCCUGUGGAGGACCAUCGCCUCCUCGGCCACCACAGCGCACAAGGUGCUGCCAACGCUGCUCGGGGUGAUGGAGGACUGGCCACUGCACAGCGUGUCCACCUCCGACGGGGACCACGUGGACAUCUGUGCCCUGGCUGCCUUGGGCUGCAAAUGGGGCUGA
Pseudopipra pipra is the source of this 943-nucleotide messenger RNA. RefSeq lists its product as uncharacterized. The transcript is spliced from 6 exons. The coding region runs from base 107 to 943 and encodes 278 amino acids. The record is from RefSeq and is a predicted model, not a curated record. NCBI's taxonomy places the organism in Eukaryota, Metazoa, Chordata, Aves, Passeriformes, Pipridae.